Molecule: messenger RNA, 1563 nt
Organism: Geosmithia morbida
Lineage: Eukaryota; Fungi; Ascomycota; Sordariomycetes; Hypocreales; Bionectriaceae
Product: Sugar (and other) transporter
Exons: 1
Coding region: 1-1563 (520 amino acids)
Biological process (GO): carbohydrate transport; transmembrane transport
Cellular component (GO): membrane
Molecular function (GO): carbohydrate:proton symporter activity
Source: RefSeq, a predicted model, not a curated record
AUGCUGCAGAGCCUGUCCGAAGUAGCUACUCUCGAGGUUGCCAGCCGCGUGGAGCCACCCGUCAAGUCGAGCAGGCGGAUGAUUCAGCAAUUCGCCAUCUGUGGGCUCAUGUUCCUGGGCUCGACCAUGAACGGCUACGACGGGUCGUUGAUGGGCAACAUGCUGAGCAUGUUGCCCUUCCAGCGACAGUUUGGUGCCGAGGUGCUCGGAGUCAAGACGGGACUCAUCUCCAGCAUGUACCAGAUUGGCUCCGUGGCGGCUCUGCCCAUCGUCGGCCCCUGUGCGGACAUGUAUGGCCGACGAGUUGGCGUAGCCGUUGGCGGCAUCUUCAUCAUCAUCGGCACCAUCGUCCAAGGAACUUCAUCUCACCUGGACCAGUUCAUGGCCGGACGGUUCUUCCUUGGCUUCGGCGGCACCAUGGCCAACGCCAUUGCGCCCUCGUACGUCGUCGAAUUCGCCCACCCCAGCAUGCGCGGUGUCCUCACGGGACUCUACAACACGUGCUACUACGUGGGCGCUGUAUUGGCCGCGGCCGUCCUGCGCGGCUGCGUGCAGUACGAGACCAACCAAGCCUGGUUGAUUCCAGUCUGGGUGCAGCUAGCGCUGCCGGCCACCCUGCUCAUCGGCUGCGUGUUUGUGCCCGAGUCCCCUCGCUGGCUGUUUUCUCAUGAGCGUACCGAGGCCUGCAGGUCCCUCCUGACGCGAUACCACGGAAAUGGUAACCCGGACUCUCUCUGGGUGCAUCUGCAGAUGAGCGAGUUCGAGCAGGAGCUCGUGCUAGACGGCGCCGACAAGAGAUGGUGGGACUACCGGUCGCUGUUCGACUCGCGCGCCUCGCUGUACCGCGUGCUGCUGUGUGCUGUCGCCCUGUCUAUCCUCAGUCAGUGGACAGGUCAAGCGAGCGUGUCGUACUUUCUCCCCGGCAUGCUUACAACGAUUGGAAUCAACGACACGAAGACUGUAUUCAACAUCAACCUGGGCCUCUCGCUGGCGUCGGGCGCUGCAGCCGUGCUGGGCGCUAGCUUGAUGGACCGUCUGGGCCGGAGGAUCAUCAUGCUCUCCUGUUGCCUUACCCUGGCAGGAGCGUGGGCCAUGAUGGCGGCCUGUGCCGGCGUCUACAUCGAGGAUGACGACGCAGUCGCCGCCAGGGCCUCCAUCGCCUUCAUCUUCGUCAUCGGCAUGACCUUCAGCUUCGCCUACACUCCGCUUCAGGCCAUGUACCCCGUUGAGGUCCUCGCCUACGAGCAGCGUGCAAAGGGCAUGGCCCUGCAGAACAUGACUGGAAAUGCUGCCGCCCUCGUCAACAUGUUUGCCAUACCUGUUGCUCUCGAGCGCAUUGACUGGAAGACGUACAUUGUCUUCUUGGCAGUCUGCUUAGCCCAGGCUGCGUACUAUUGGACCUUCAUGGUGGAGACAAAAGGCCGCACCCUCGAGGAACUCAACCACGUUUUCCAGGCGCGCAAUCCCAGGAAGGCCAGCAUGGUCAAGAAAGAAGUAGUGGAUCAUGCCGUCACCGUAGUCAACGAGGCCAAGAAGGAUCGUCAAGAGAAGGCGACUGUAUGA